CCGGCUAUGAUUUCGAGUCCUUAGCAACGGAUCAACGCCGAGAGAAGGAGGUCAUCUACGCAGGCGCACAGUAGGCGGCAAACCAGAAUAAUAACAUGGAUCCGCUGGAGGAGAAUGAGACGAUUUUGGUGCCUUCGGCUAUAGUGACAACUCCACCUUUGAUGCGUAACAGUCGCCCGGAGGAGCUGUUGAGCCAGAGCAGCUCUCCUGGAAGUGGUACACAAGUAUCCAGUGCCAGUGGAUUCUCUCUGGGGGAGGCUAUUGUUCAGAGAGCAAAACAGGGUUUGGAACCAUGGUACCAGUUACAAUCAGAAGAGGAUUUUGGGUUGCUUCCAGGAUCCUCUGUGACCUUGCCCUCUGAACAUACAGCUACAUAUGGGGUAGAUGAUUUGCCAAGCCUGGAAGAAGGCUUUAUAACAAUGACUAAGGAACCUGAAUAUAUGAAAGGAAAAGACCUAUUGUUUACACCAAAGCUUGAUUAUCAGGACAGUUUUUUGUCUCCUGCUCUUCCACUCCUGACUCAAUAUAGUGAUGGGACCUUAUUUGAACAGACAAACCUUGAAUUUGCCCCUUUAAGGCCACAUCCAGACAACUCUUAUAUGACAGAAGAGUUUCCAAGACCCCUCCAGCUCAAUCCUGCAUUACAACUUGCAACAACUGAGGUCUUCUCAGACUCUAUCAGCAGUGGGCCCCUUUCCCAAUAUCCCUUAGUGAUGAGCACAUUUGACCCUGAUGAUAACAAUAUAAACAUAAUACUACCUCAGCACCACUUCUCUCACAGAUCUGUCCUUGAAGAACAAGUAGAAAGAGAAUUAAGGGAAGAAUGUGAGUUGCCCCUGGUAGGGCAAGAAGAAUGUUCCAACUGUGCAGAAUCCCAAGUUCAUGAAGAAAAAGGUGGUCAAAAAUCAGAGAGCAAUGAUCAAGCACUGCGUGAAAAGCUGUCUAAGGCGUCAAUGGCAGACAAUGCAUCUUUUUUAGACAGUGACAUUCCUGUUCCACUCUUGCUUGAAUUGCUGGAAAAAGAAGUUGGAGUAUCGAGUAGUGGAACUUGUUCAUCUGUUUCUACAAGCUCUUCUCAUGCAGAGUUACCUAGUAGAAAUCUUGAAAAAUAUGAAACAGUCCCUUUGGACAAUGACAGACUUGCAUCUCCCAAUGUUAUAAGUGACACUAUAGCAAACUCGGUAGCACAAGGAUUUACAUUCCCCUCAUCUGAGCUCUCUGACAACAUAAGAGACCAACCUGUAGUGGGAAAUGUUGUACCAUCUGUUGAUUCCUCUGAUGAGCAAAAAGAGAAAAAUGAAUUGAAUGCUUCUAAUGCAUCUGUUGAAUCCCAUGUGACUGCCACACAGGAAAGUACAAAAUCCAAUGAAAAUAAGGUUGAUGUGGAUUCCCAUGGCACAUACAGUGGGAGAGCCAGCACAGUUAUAGAAUUCCCAACGGAUCUUAGCAAAGGUUCUUUGGAUUGUAGUGUUGAAAGAGGUUUUAAAGAGGGUGAGCUAUCAUCAUCUGCUCAUCAAACUAAUGUGGAUUCAUCUGUUUUUGGUUUACCUUUAAAACCCAUUUCUCAGUCAACUCCUGGAAUGUUCUUAGGUGCACCUAAAUCUAUUGUACAAAAUAAUUUGAGUAAAGUGACAACUAUUCAAUCAAAAAAAGAAUGUUCUUUGGAUAAACUAAGUCCAAUUCAAUCAAAACAAGAAAUGCUUUUUUUGUCAACUAGUACUUCCCUGGAUAUCACACCCAAGGCAUUGCUUAAUUCCUCUACAGGUAAAGAAUUACCUGAACCCGCACCUGAGACUAAUAGCUCUUCCACUGGAAAAUGUUCAAAUGAACAAUCUCAAUUUGUAAACAAAAGGAUUCAAUCACUACCUGCGCUUAACUAUAUGGAAAAGGUGGGAGCAUGGAAUAUGACUUUUCCAACCAGUAAAACAGAAUUUGAUAACCUGGCUUUGCGUGGCUUCAGAGGUGUCUCACCAAGGCAAAAGGCCUACAGUGCAAUUGCUGAUUCAUUAAACCAGCUGUUGUCCAGAAAGAAUAGCACUAAAUCCUUGUCACAAUCAACCAGUGCCAACAGUAAGAGCCCUAAGAAGAGCCUUGCUUCUUCAUUUUGUGGAAAUUUGUCUCCAGCUACAGAUUUUCUGGAAAACAAGGAAAGUUUGACAAAUUCACCUUUAGCCAGGUCUUGGUCUUGCACUUCAAUCAAAGAGGAGCUACUAGCUCUAGAUCAAACACAGGAUGAUGCGCCUUGUCAAAGCAUAGAAGGGGCAGAGAAAAUAACAAAAUAUCUCCCUGAUAAUAUUGUUUUAACUCGAGUUCUAAAUAGCUGUGGAAAAGAAAAUUCUCAGGUGAAAGCAGUAGAGAAAAGGGAAAGUGACAAGGACCAUGGUAAUUUGGUUAAAAGCAAUAUCCUUAGUUCAGAUAGUGCCAACUGCAAUUUGGAUAAACUGUUGCAGUCUGUGGAACGUGAACACCAUCAUUGUGAAGGUGGCCCAGCUGACAGAUUUAGUGAUGAGUCUCCAAAUGAAACUGUUGGUACCUUUGUCAGUUUCCAGGAUGCAAACUCUAAAGAUGUCAACAAUCUUCAUGCCUCUUAUGACGUCUCUGCAGUUUCACCUCCAAAUAAUUUGCAAGCUGAUAGUUAUGCUUCUCAUUGUGUAACCAACCCAUCAACACCAGUAAAGAAUGUAGAAUUUAAUAUUGAAGAAAGAAUUCCCCAUUACCUUCGUGCUUUGGGGAUUGACCAGUCUCCAUCCACCAUACUUACCCCUUUUGCACCAAGAGGACCAAUUCGAGAACCAGAGUUUUCACCAACUGAUCUUUGCACAAUAAAGGGCUCUACAUGCACUCAGCAGUCAGAAGGAGGCAGUCCUUUGAAAGGGGAUUUCUCGCAAUCAAGCAUUUUGUCUGUCAAUUCCACUCUAAGCCUGUCAGUCCCACUGGGAUCUGAUGCUGACAGUGAAACUCCAUUGCCCACAGAACCAGCUGUAACAAAUGAUUUCAGGUCCUCUGUUGAGAGACCUGCCAGUCAGUGCAGUCCCCAUGUUGAUUUUCAUCCUAUAGACCAUUCCUUAGAUAUCCCUUUACAAAAAUCCUGCUCUUCUGGAUCUGAAAACAGCAAGUUACAUUCUGAAGAGUCUCCUGCGCACUUUACACAGCAGCAAAGUCCUUCUGUGAUUGGAGUACUGGCAUCUGAAAAUGUCCAAAACAAUAUAAACAACUUUGAUUCUUGCCAUCCAUCUGCUACUCCUGAUAAUUUACCUUCAAUUUCUUUGGUGGCUUCAGAACAUCAGACUGAGGUGAUGAAUAGCCCUGCUUUAAAUUUAUCAUCGGGGUCUUUGCUGACCAAAGAAAGUCAAGCUGAGAUGAAUAAUUCUAUUUUAAACUCCUCUGAAUCUUCUCCUGGAAGGAUAGCAUCUGAGACAUCUUUUCAAAAUUUAAACAUAGAUAAUGAUUCCUUUGCUGGGGCAACAACUUUAAAAGAGAUACGAAUGCUUUUGAGUAAGACUGAAGAACCUCCUUUUUCAAGGUCUUCCUUCUCCUCCCCAUCUGCAUCUUUAAGAGGUUCUGAAGACCUUUCAGCCUAUUUAUACAAGGGACUGGACAAUUUUCAAAGUUCUUUGGCAUCACAUUUUGAUGUCAAUGACAAUGGUUCCUAUUGGUACAAGUCAUCAUCAUCAUCAUCAACAACUUUGUCAUUAUUAACCCUGGAUGGAUUAAAAGAAAGUUUAAUUUUUGAUGGCUGUUUUUCAACUAGGUCAUCUUCCCCCAGUUCAUUCAUUUCUCAGGGAAAAAAAUCAAUCCAAUCGAAAAGGCAGGAGAAAAUCGAUUCACUUACAGAAUCAAAGCAGGUUGGACAUGAGUAUGGACAGGGUGGAUCAUUUAUUGCUGACAGUAUCAAGAGGUUUGAGCCAGAAGGUUGUAGUGAGGCCAGACAAAUCAAUGCUAGUUUUGCUUCCACAAUGAGCUUUGCUGCUCCAAGUCUUGAGCUUGAUGAUGUUCAGGAAAAUCCUGAAGAUAUAGCCCAAGAAACACCAGAAAACCAUUUUUUUACCAUGUACUGUGACUGA
Erpetoichthys calabaricus (reedfish) is the source of this 4064-nucleotide messenger RNA. RefSeq lists its product as uncharacterized. Lineage: Eukaryota; Metazoa; Chordata; Cladistia; Polypteriformes; Polypteridae. Bases 96 to 4064 code for a protein of 1322 amino acids. The record is from RefSeq and is a predicted model, not a curated record. The transcript is spliced from 7 exons.